CAAUAUUGAUAUUUGCAUGGGUGUAUCGAUAUUGGCAGCACAUUUAUGUUUAUUUCGUAACCAAUAUUGAUGUCAUCAUGGAUGUGCAAUAUUGGUAUUACAGUUACAUUUACUUUAUCACCAAUAUUGGUAUUUGCAUGGGUGUAUCAAUAUUGGCAGCACAUUUAUGUUUAUUUCGUAACCAAUAUUGAUGUCAUCAUGGAUGUGCAAUAUUGGUAUUACAGUUACAUUUACUUUAUCACCAAUAUUGGUAUUUGCAUGGGUGUAUCAAUAUUGGCAGCACAUUUAUGUUUAUUUUGUAACCAAUAUUGGUGUCAUCGUGGAUGUACAAUAUUGGUAUUACAGUUACAUUUACUUUAUCACCAAUAUUGGUAUUUGCAUGGGUGUAUCAAUAUUGGCAGCACAUUUAUGUUUAUUUUGUAACCAAUAUUGGUGUCAUCGUGGAUGUGCAAUAUUGGCAUUACAGUUACAUUUACUUUAUCACCAAUAUUGGUAUUUGCAUGGGUGUAUCGAUAUUGGCAGCACAUUUAUGUUUAUUUUGUAACCAAUAUUGGUGUCAUCGUGGAUGUGCAAUAUUGGUAUUACAGUUACAUUUACUUUAUCACCAAUAUUGGUAUUUGCAUGGGUGUAUCGAUAUUGGCAGCACAUUUAUGUUUAUUUCGUAACCAAUAUUGGUGUCAUCGUGGAUGUGCAAUAUUGGUAUUACAGUUACAUUUACUUUAUCACCAAUAUUGGUAUUUGCAUGGGUGUAUCGAUAUUGGCAGCACAUUUAUGUUUAUUUUGUAACCAAUAUUGGUGUCAUCGUGGAUGUGCAAUAUUGGUAUUACAGUUACAUUUACUUUAUCACCAAAAUUGGUAUUUGCAUGGGUGUAUCAAUAUUGGCAGCACAUUUAUGUUUAUUUCGUAACCAAUAUUGGUGUCAUCGUGGAUGUGAAAUAUUGGUAUUACAGUUACAUUUACUUUAUCACCAAUAUUGGUAUUUGCAUGGGUGUAUCGAUAUUGGCAGCACAUUUAUGUUUAUUUUGUAACCAAUAUUGGUGUCAUCGUGGAUGUGCAAUAUUGGUAUUACAGUUACAUUUACUUUAUCACCAAUAUUGGUAUUUGCAUGGGUGUAUCAAUAUUGGCAGCACAUUUAUGUUUAUUUUGUAACCAAUAUUGGUGUCAUCGUGGAUGUGCAAUAUUGGUAUUACAGUUACAUUUACUUUAUCACCAAUAUUGGUAUUUGCAUGGGUGUAUCAAUAUUGGCAGCACAUUUAUGUUUAUUUUGUAACCAAUAUUGGUGUCAUCGUGGAUGUGCAAUAUUGGUAUUACAGUUACAUUUACUUUAUCACCAAUAUUGGUAUUUGCAUGGGUGUAUCAAUAUUGGCAGCACAUUUAUGUUUAUUUUGUAACCAAUAUUGGUGUCAUCGUGGAUGUGAAAUAUUGGUAUUACAGUUACAUUUACUUUAUCACCAAUAUUAGUAUUUGCAUGGGUGUAUCGAUAUUGGCAGCACAUUUAUGUUUAUUUCGUAACCAAUAUUGAUGUCAUCAUGGAUGUGCAAUAUUGGUAUUACAGUUACAUUUACUUUAUCACCAAUAUUGGUAUUUGCAUGGGUGUAUCAAUAUUGGCAGCACAUUUAUGUUUAUUUUGUAACCAAUAUUGGUGUCAUCGUGGAUGUGAAAUAUUGGUAUUACAGUUACAUUUACUUUAUCACCAAUAUUAGUAUUUGCAUGGGUGUAUCGAUAUUGGCAGCACAUUUAUGUUUAUUUCGUAACCAAUAUUGAUGUCAUCAUGGAUGUGCAAUAUUGGUAUUACAGUUACAUUUACUUUAUCACCAAUAUUGGUAUUUGCAUGGGUGUAUCAAUAUUGGCAGCACAUUUAUGUUUAUUUUGUAACCAAUAUUGGUGUCAUCGUGGAUGUGCAAUAUUGGUAUUACAGUUACAUUUACUUUAUCACCAAUAUUGGUAUUUGCAUGGGUGUAUCAAUAUUGGCAGCACAUUUAUGUUUAUUUCGUAACCAAUAUUGGUGUCAGCGUGGGAACAACAAUAUUGGCAAUGUACCUGCAUUUUAUCAGUAAUCAAUAUUAUCAUUGCAUUGGCCAAUAAUGGCCAAGAUAUAACCAAUAUUGCCCAAUAUAACCAAUAUAUAACCAAUGAAUUGCCAAUGUAUUGUGUUACUAGGGAAAGAAUGAGAAUUAGUCAUUGCAAUAAAUAUCGUAAUCGCGAUUACGGAAAAUUAAGAAAUAUAUUUUAACAAGAUCCUACAAAUUACAGUGUUAUGUACAUUGUUAUCUCUUCACAUUUUCUUUCGCAUUCGAUAUCGAUCUAACAUUUCCAUGGAACCCUAGAAAAUGGCUGCGGAGACGUUGGUACCACUCGAUACCACCGGUAUCGAGAUUCGAGAAUUGAAAUCUCUGCAACUUCACUCAGCAGGAUGAAAACGAGCGACUUGGGAUCGCCGCUAAGGGCAUCCUCCAGGAUUCCCAGCGUCACCUCCUCCAGAUUGAAGCUGAGUGCGAUCGGACGCGUUCGCAAAAUUGGCUGCGAACGGAACGUCGCUUCGGCGCUUCUUCAGCAACGGCACGCUCUUCGAAUUAUUCACGACGAUGUCGAUGUGACGCCGAAACCGCUGACCCACCCGGACUUCAGCGUCAUCGACGAGAACCAGAUGACCGCUUUGGAAACUAUUGGCCCGUUCCAAACGGGGAGCGGCUCCCAAUUAAUCGCGUCCGCGUCGAGGAUCAGCGGCCUCAGGUCCAGCUCGUCCAUUCUGCUGAGAGCCUCCCCGGUGCCGUCCGACGAUCUGCUGAUGGAAAGUCUGCUAUCGACCCAGGUGUGCGAGCCUUUGCAAGUCGAGGAGGAAGAAGACGUCGCACCAUCGUCGUUCUUUCUGCCCACUGACGACUCGGCAGUGUUUGCCGCUCGUCCGGAAAGCGUGACGAUUACAUUGAAGGAGACACAGACGUUCUUCAUCUUCGAGAUGCCGCAGAUGACCGAGGAUCUGCGAACGCCCGAGGGAGAAGCGAUCCAACAGGAGAACGAAAAUUACGAGUGUGUGACGGUAGGACCCGGCUCGAAUCGCAAGUUGCUGGAUGCCGAGGCGCAGACGAUACGCAUACUGACGAAAUCGCGUGGCACGUACUUGGGUCUGAGACCCCGUCGGAAUCAAGGAAUGUUGGCGAGCGACUGGGUGAUCCACGAUAUUUACGCGGCGCCCGAACUGAUGACAGAGGAGAAUGGACGUCUGAUCGUGCACUCGAGAGAGUCGAUGCGCCGGAUGCGAGAGGCACGGGAGCUUCGCUACAAGCUUCCCUUGCCGGAGACAUCCGAUCCGAGCAUCGAGGAACAACUGUCUCGCAUCUGCCAGGAGACUCGCUUCCGGCACGCCGCGCGCGUGAUGGAGCGUAUCAUCGCGAAUAACGUGUUCGCGACAGCGCAGAAGCGCUUCGCCGGGCUGAUCAGGCGUGAUCCAUGUGACCUGGACCUGAAGUUCGACUACCGACUGGACCUCUUGUGGACGCACACGUGCGAAAUGGCGCGCGACCGUCCCGUAGCCGCGUUCCGCUGGAGUCCGGCCAACGCGGCCAUCCUCGCCGUCGCUUACGGCGCCCAAACCGGGUCCGACAGAGCGAAGGGGCUACUGCUGAUCUGGUGCGCGAAGAACCCAAGCCAGCCCGCUCGCGAUUAUACCUUCGACAGUCCGUUAUCGGACAUCGAUUGGAGCAGGGAACGGCCGAAUCUCCUGGCAAUCGGUUUUUAUGACGGAAGCAUAAAAGUCAUCAACGUCAGUGCUAAAGAACUGAAUGUCAUCCGGCAGAGUCGUAGGGAGACGUCGCCGGCCUGCUCGCCUCACUGGCAGGUGCAGUGGUGGAGCGGCGACGAGCAGUUCGACUUCCAGGAACAGAUCUAUACCAGUGAUCAAGACGGUCGGGUGUACUGCUACCGUUUCAGCGAGGAUUUCCUCGCGUCGGAGAUCAUGCGCUUGUACAGGGUGGAGGGUAAACCCGGCGGAGUCACCAGAACUGAUCAUUGUAUGGCGCACGACGUGCUCAUCAGCCGCCAACCGGGUGCACUCGUUCUCCGACGGCAUCCUGCCGUCAGUAACGUCUAUUUCGUCGGCUCCGAUGAGGGUUGCAUCUAUCGAUGUUCCACCAACUACCUGGACCAGCACACGGACAGUUUCCUGGCGCAUGACGGUCCGAUAUACUCCAUGGAGUUCUCGCCCUUCUGCCAGAAGCUGUUUUUGACUUGCGGCGCCGAUUGGUGCGUGAGGAUCUGGGUAGACGGCCUCACCGAGCCGCUGAUAAUGCUGUCCACUGAGAUGGCCUGUGUGCGAAGUGUCUGCUGGAGCCCUACGUGUUCCACUAUAAUCGCCAGCAUCGUUAACGAUCAGAUUUGCAUCUGGGACAUCCGCAGGAAGACCCACGUCUCGGCCUCCGUAACGAUCCCGACGAAGGGAGCGAGAUUGGUCGCGGCUGACAUCACGGCGAAUGGGAAUCAGUUGGUAGCUGCUGAUGUCGAGGGUACUGUUUACGUCUACAAUCUGGAAGGCAUGUCGUUCCCACCUUACGAUCAAACUAAGGUGUUGAUCGAGUCCAUUCACAAGGCGCUGGUGACCAAGCCGAAAUUGCUGAAGAAGCUGAAGAAGCUUGGCCCGCCAUUCUAAUCAUUCGACGCGGCGAUGGGGAAGACGUUCCUUCGCAAGCUAGAUGAUGUUCGUCAGGUUCUGCAGGCAAGCUCCGAAUGGUGAGUACUUCGAAAUGUCAGAUUUAUAGGCGUGCUGCGUUAGUCAUGAAUUUAAUAUGAUUUAAUAU
Ooceraea biroi (clonal raider ant) is the source of this 4793-nucleotide messenger RNA. RefSeq names its product WD repeat-containing protein 78. The record is from RefSeq and is a predicted model, not a curated record. Gene Ontology annotation, cellular component: axonemal dynein complex. Gene Ontology annotation, biological process: cilium movement. Lineage: Eukaryota; Metazoa; Arthropoda; Insecta; Hymenoptera; Formicidae. Gene Ontology annotation, molecular function: dynein light chain binding; dynein heavy chain binding.